GAACAUGACACGGAAAUACGUGGCUUUCGCUGGAAAUGAGUUUCUGAAUUUGCAUGUGUUUUUUAUUGCCAACUAGUACGAUUAUUGGCUUUAACAAACGAGAGGCACUGCGGAACUGGCUACUCACUUGCGGCGCUUGGCUGAAACGUCAUGCGUCUCGGUGUCUUGACGUGACAUUGAACCUUGCUAAAAUUGAGCUUGAGGGUUUCCUCGUUUUGGAUAGUAAAGACUCAUCCGACGCAAAAAUUGCUUCGGCGAAGUUAAAUGUGCUUUCGCUGCCACGGUCCAACUCAAGAAAUCGAAAAGGCCCGGUUUUUCGUCAUAGGACGACAGUUCCUUCGGCCGAAUUUGUUCGGUGAACGGGGUCAAGGUCUAUCCUACCGCGCCUGACAAAGCGGGCUCAAGAAUUACUCCCCAAUGUGGACCUUUGAUGAGACGUUUUGUCUUUUACACGACUACUAACCGGGAAUCCUGGGUCCGACAGCAUGAAAAAUUUCGAUAUUCGAUGACCCCUUUCGAAUGAUCCACACGGGCCUGGAUCUGCCGCCGUUGUUCUCGGGUCCCAGCACCCGAAUGUCUCUCAUGGCAAACCACGUUGCAGUCACGAUGAACUUGCUGGGCAUUUCUCUAGCUCUUACUAUCCUUUUUUUUCCAAGUCUCGUCCACGGAUGGGGCUCUAUGAGGAACUCGGACAAUCAAAAUAGGGUCAUGAGUUUCGAUCGCGCACCUCUUACACCUCGCUCGUUGCGACCCAGAUCGAACGCAGCAUUCUCGUUUCUUCAAUCGGACGCUGAAGAAGAUGAUGACGAGGAAGAUGACGGAGACAAAAAAAAGGGGCACAAAAAGGCUGAGCAUGAAGGACACAAGCAUGCAGCGAAGCACCACGAGCACCACGAGGAACCGUCAGUGCAGCCGAUUGUUGCGAUUGCGACUCCUGUGCCUCAAGCGGGGGGUGCACAACAAAAGCCGCCAGAAGACCCAACAGAGGAGAAGUUUUUGGAGAAAUUGCCUGCAGCGGACAAAGAGGCCCUGCUUCACGGCAUGAUUGAUCCGUCAGUCCAUUUCCCGCUGCUCUUGCAUAUGGCGUGGAAGCAGACCUUGAGAGCUAUCAAGCACCUGAGGAAAGCGACGAGUCUCUUGGACACUACCCGUGGUCACAUGGAUGGCAUCCCGCGCGACGAAAAAAAGGUGCCUUCUGUCUCCGCUGCCGUCACCGUCGACGUUUCGGGAAAGACUAUAUCUAUUGCGGAAGUUAACAAGAAACUUCGAGAUGUUCUGACUGAAGCACAGACUGUCGAAGCAUACCUAAGCAGCGCAAGGAGCCAAAUCAACACGCAACUUGCUAAAAUCAUACCUCCGGUAAAACCGCAGCAACCGGCCGGUGCUCCUGCUCACUGAAAGGUUGUCACAAAUGCUGCUGUUGAUUCUGUUUUAGCCCUUAUUCGUUCCGAGUUGUUUAGUACAGGGACAGCAACAUCUGUUGGGUUCGAGAGGGCUGUUUCGUGGUCAAUAGCGGGGUCUGCCCUUUUUCAUGUUCCACAGUGGCGCAAAUGCUCAUCGCAGGAACGGGGAAGCGUGUUGUUCAUUGCCCACCACGCUGACUGCGGUUCUUUCCCAUCACUGGGCUCCACUGAAUUUCAAAACUGCAACAGGACAUUGCAGCUUUGUUGUGGGGCGCCGCACUCUCGUUUCCGGUUGAAAUUGUUUCUCGUUGCGCAAGAGGCUUGGCGCUGAGAUACGUCGUAAAUGAACAAGCCCCGUUUAGUGAAUGCAAUUUUCUUGACUAUUUUCCAUCGUGCCAAGAUGACCUGCGAGGGCAGUGUGGACGUCUAAGAACGAAGAGUUUCUCUUCUGAUCACGCUCUGAUACAUGCGUUUGGGCUUCUGUUUCAUGCGGCCACUCGCCAGGCGGUGACGGAGCCAGUUUGAUGCACAAAGUUUGCCCCCUAUCGCAUUCUUGGUUCUUCUCCGCCGAAGGGUGGCGAUAGGGCGACACACUGACUUACUGCAUCAAGCGAAUGUCAGGGACAUCAACAGUAUUUUUGUGAAGCCACCGAAUACGUUUCGCAUCGUUGGAUCUUCGUGCAGUCUUGUGGAUUUUCUUCCAGAAUGAGCGAUGUGGGACGUUGAGGAUAGGAACGAGAGGAUAGACCACCCAUGAGGGUACCUUCUGACAGGAAGUAGCGUUGUUGUGGGUGGUAUGGCUGAAGAUUGAAUUCCAUCACUGGCUAGCUGUAGGUGUCACACACCACCGUCGCAGACACCUAAAAUAGCCAACAAGCUUUGUUAUCUG
Toxoplasma gondii ME49 is the source of this 2292-nucleotide messenger RNA. RefSeq lists its product as hypothetical. The transcript has 2 exons. Bases 520 to 1398 code for a protein of 292 amino acids. The record is from RefSeq and is a predicted model, not a curated record. NCBI's taxonomy places the organism in Eukaryota, Apicomplexa, Conoidasida, Eucoccidiorida, Sarcocystidae.